GCUCUCACCUUGCUAGCAAGUCCAUUCCUUCCCUGGGAUCCCAGCAUCUCUACUGAAGACCAGUUGAGACCUCCUGCCUUGUGAACUGAGUGGAUUGUGGAUUUGCAAAUUUUCCAACCAUUGUAAUAACUGAACUGCAGCUUGUAAACUUGAUCUAGGACCCAAAUCCAUGCCAGCCCAGGCUGACAAAAUGAACAUGUCUUUGGAAGACAUCAUUAAGCUGAACAAGAUCCAGAAAAGAAAUCACAACAAGCAUGAUCCCCGAGUGAAUCAAGGCACUGGGCCUAAGAGGUACAGGCCCUCCAUCACCCAUAGUGGCAGCAGGAACAGGCUGGCACCAUACCGCAGACCAAAACAAUUUCCAGACAAGUGGCAGCCUGACCAAUUCAUUGGCUGCUUCAGGGCUGGAAACCACAUGGAUACUGGUGGGAAGCUGUUCCUGUCAAACCUGCACUUCAGAGUGUCAGAUGCUGAUAUUCAGAAACUCUUUGCUGAAUUUGGACCGUUGAAAAAAUCUGCAGUGCACUAUGAUCGCUCUGGACAAAGUUUAGGGACAGCACAUGUGCACUUUGAAAGGAAGGCAGAUGCCCUGAAGGCUAUGAGACUGUACAAUGGUGCCUCUUUGGAUGGCCGCCCUAUGAACAUCCAGCUUGUCACCUCACAGACUGAUACACAACGAAGACCUGCACAAAGCAGAAACAGGGAUGCCAAGACAAGAAACCCUGGCUCUGCUGGGUUUGGUGGUGGAUGGUGGAUUCAUCUUUUGAUUCUUUUUGUUUCAUUUCUUAUUUUCUCCUGUUUGAAAACUCAUGUAAAGCUCUUUCUUUUUCUCUUUCUCUCUCUUUUCUUUCCUUUUUUAAAAAAUUCUGAAACAGACUUGUUUUAUACUGAGUUACCUUGGGGGUAAAUUAUAAUGCUUGC
Messenger RNA from Mus caroli (Ryukyu mouse), 921 nucleotides. NCBI's taxonomy places the organism in Eukaryota, Metazoa, Chordata, Mammalia, Rodentia, Muridae. The record is from RefSeq and is a predicted model, not a curated record.